AUGGCAACAAAGAAACCUCCAAGAGGUCGUCAAAAGAUAAAAAUGACUAAAAUUAAUGAUCUUAGUCACCGACAAGUAACUUUCUCAAAAAGACGUUUAGGCGUCUUCAAAAAGGCUAGUGAAAUAUGCACUCUAUGUGGUGUACAAGCCAUUAUCAUUGUGUUCUCCCCAGGGAAUAGAAUCUUCUCUUUCGGACACCCAAAUGUUGAAUCUGUCGUAGAUUGUUACCUUUAUUGUAACCCAUUAUCAUGUCCUCCUCAAACAACAAGUAGCAAUACUAAAAAUAAAAAUGUUGAUGUUGGACAAAACUCUACUCUAAACACACUCAACUCACAAAUUACAAAAACACUUGAUCUACUUGCAAUUGAAAAGAACAAGGGAGAAGUACUCAAGAAUUUAUUGAGGAAAUCUAGCCAAUGGUGGUGGGAAGCACCUAUUGAUAACCUUGGGUUGCAUGAACUUGAGGUUUUAGGUGUUUCUUUGGAGGAUCUUAAGAAAAGUAUAGCUAGUCAAGUAGUGUUUUUGGAGAACCAAAGAUCCAACAUGGCAAAUAAUGCAGCUGAUUUUGAAGCCAGGAUUGUAGGAUUUGCUUAUCCUCAUCAAGUUGGAAGUAUUCAUGCACUAAAGUUCCUUUAA
Messenger RNA from Amaranthus tricolor (Joseph's coat), 636 nucleotides. RefSeq names its product agamous-like MADS-box protein AGL62. Gene Ontology annotation, molecular function: protein dimerization activity; DNA-binding transcription factor activity, RNA polymerase II-specific; RNA polymerase II cis-regulatory region sequence-specific DNA binding. The record is from RefSeq and is a predicted model, not a curated record. The coding region runs from base 1 to 636 and encodes 211 amino acids. Lineage: Eukaryota; Viridiplantae; Streptophyta; Magnoliopsida; Caryophyllales; Amaranthaceae. Gene Ontology annotation, biological process: regulation of transcription by RNA polymerase II. The transcript has a single exon.